Molecule: messenger RNA, 345 nt
Organism: Colletotrichum higginsianum IMI 349063
Lineage: Eukaryota; Fungi; Ascomycota; Sordariomycetes; Glomerellales; Glomerellaceae
Product: Integral membrane protein
Exons: 2
Coding region: 1-345 (114 amino acids)
Source: RefSeq, a predicted model, not a curated record
AUGAAGUCGUGUGUUGUAGCUGGCCUGGCUUUCAUCGCCACCGAUACGGCAAUUGCAUCGACUUUGCUGCCGCCCGCGGAUCCGCCUGGUGUAACAUCACCAGCUUCUACUGGUCCAGCAUUGGAGGCGUCACAGCAAACGGCUGCUUCGCUACCAUCAUGCGCAACGGGCUGCAUCGCUGCGGAACUACCCAAGUCAGCAUGCAAUGCCACCGACUUCCAGUGCAUCUGCACGAACCAACAACUCAACGCUGCCAUUGGCAUAUGCUUGUCGCAGAACUGCACCGUCGUCGAGUCUCUCCGUAAGCCGCGAGUUUGGUGUCUUUCCACUUCUUUGGCCGAUUAG